Messenger RNA from Gossypium raimondii (Peruvian cotton), 626 nucleotides. RefSeq lists its product as uncharacterized. Lineage: Eukaryota; Viridiplantae; Streptophyta; Magnoliopsida; Malvales; Malvaceae. Bases 69 to 626 code for a protein of 185 amino acids. The record is from RefSeq and is a predicted model, not a curated record. The transcript has 3 exons.
GUGAACGAGUUGGAAUAAGUAGUAGGCAGAAACAAAAAUUCACGCACACAGCUGGGUCGAGAAGUUUUAUGUGUGUAGCUCAGGCCGAGGAAGUGCUGUCGAGUCAAAAAGUUGGACGCCUUCAACUUUUUGACAUUACACAUAGGAAGAAAGAUGAAAACCCUAUGACUCCUGAAGCUGCAGAAAUUAUGGAAAAACUGAAGGACAAAAAGGCGGAGUACGAAGCGAUUGCUUCAAGUGAUAGUUCUGUUCAUAUUGACGACAUUGAUAACCGGAUUAUCACUGAAGUUUUGGGUCCUGAAAGGUAUGGUCGGGUUCGAUUUCAAGGAUCUUUUGUUAGUCCAUCCCAAUAUUUUGGAUCCAGCUCGCAACGAUACAUGCAUUCGGGGAGUCAGGCUCAAGCUGAAGUUCAGAGGUUAAGAGACCAGAUAUCUCAGAUGCAAGCGACAACAACUGAACAAAUUACACAACUUAAAGCGGAGGCGACAUCGAGAGAAGCUAAGGUUCAAAAAAGAUAUGAAGAACUCCAGCUACAACUUAAAGUAGAUGCGGCAAUGAGAGAAGCAGAGGCAGCAGCGAGAGAAGCUGAGGUUCAACGAAAGUAUGAAGAACUCCAGAAGACUUAA